Molecule: messenger RNA, 1470 nt
Organism: Suncus etruscus (white-toothed pygmy shrew)
Lineage: Eukaryota; Metazoa; Chordata; Mammalia; Eulipotyphla; Soricidae
Gene: HSPA13
Product: heat shock protein family A (Hsp70) member 13
Exons: 5
Coding region: 10-1407 (465 amino acids)
Biological process (GO): cellular response to unfolded protein; vesicle-mediated transport; protein refolding
Cellular component (GO): plasma membrane; cytoplasm; cytosol
Molecular function (GO): ATP binding; ATP hydrolysis activity; ATP-dependent protein folding chaperone
Source: RefSeq, a predicted model, not a curated record
GGGACUGUGAUGGCCGGAGAGAUGACUUAUUUAGGAUCAGCUGUUUUGACUCUUCUAUUGGCUGGCUAUUUGGCACAACAGUUUUUACCACCACCUACGCCUAAAGUGAUUGGCAUUGACCUUGGUACCACCUACUGUUCUGUUGGGGUGUUUUAUGCUGGUACAGGAAAAGUCAAGGUCAUUCCAGAUGAAAAUGGGCAUGUCAGCAUACCGAGCAUGGUUUCCUUUACUGACGAUGAUGUAUAUGUGGGGUAUGAAAGUUUAGAACUGGCAGAUUCAAAUCCACAAAACACAAUAUAUGAUGCCAAAAGAUUCAUCGGUAAGAUUUUUACCCCAGAAGAGCUAGAGGCUGAAAUUGGCAGAUACCCAUUUAAGGUUUUAAACAAAAAUGGACUGGCUGAGUUUUCUGUGACAAGUAAUGAGACCAUCACCGUUUCUCCAGAAUAUGUUGGCUCUAGGCUGUUACUGAAGUUAAAGGAAAUGGCAGAAGACUACCUUGGUAUGCCAGUUGUCAAUGCUGUUAUCUCAGUACCAGCAGAAUUUGAUCUAAAACAAAGAGAGUCAACAGUUGAAGCUGCCAAACUUGCAGGACUGAAGAUUUUAAGGGUGAUUAAUGAACCCACAGCAGCAGCUAUGGCCUAUGGUCUCCACAAGGUUGAUGUCUUUCAUGUCUUGGUGAUAGAUUUGGGUGGAGGAACUCUAGAUGUGUCACUGCUAAAUAAACAAGGAGGAAUGUUUCUAACCCGAGCAAUGUCUGGAAACAAUAAACUCGGUGGACAAGACUUCAACCAGAGAUUGCUUCAGUACUUAUAUAAAAAGAUCCAUCAAACAUUUGGUUUCCUGCCCUCUAAGAAAGAAGAAAUCCACAGAUUAAGACAAGCUGUCGAAAUGGUCAAAUUAAAUCUGACUCUUCAUCCAUCUGCUCAGGUGUCAGUGUUAUUAUCAGCAGAGGAAAAGGCCUUGAAGGAACCUCUGCUACAUGACAGACUUUCCCCAGCAGAUGGCCACCAGGAGAAUGGUGUGUUUGGAACUGGCCUUUCUGGAAUGAAAAGUGGAGAGAGACAGGUUUUAUUUGAAACAGAAGUAUCGCGGAAGCUCUUUGAUACCCUCAAUGAAGAUCUAUUUCAAAAAAUACUUGUGCCCAUACAGCAAGUUUUGAAAGAAGGCCACUUGGAAAAGAGUGAGAUUGAUGAGGUGGUAUUGGUUGGUGGCUCCACUCGUAUUCCUCGAAUCCGCCAAGUUAUUCGGGAAUUCUUUGGGAAGGAUCCUAACACAUCUGUGGACCCUGACCUGGCAGUGGUGACUGGAGUGGCUAUUCAGGCAGGGAUUGAUGGAGGCUCUUGGCCUCUCCAAGUCAGUGCUUUAGAAAUUCCCAAUAAGCAUUUGCAAAAGACCAACUUCAACUGAAUUGUGGGCAGUGAGUGAUUAUUUAUGAUACUGUUCAUGAUUUGUUUUUUCUUCUUAAUAGAC